AAAAAACUUUUUUAUUUUUAAAAUAACAUAUUAUUAUUUAAUUAUUGUCAUUUUAAAAAAUUGCUAACAUGAGUCUAUUAUUUUUAGUUAUUAUAUUUGCUACAAUCCAUCAAGGUUUAUUACUAAAGUGCUACAUUUGUGAUUCCAGGACAAAUAAAAAUUGUGCAAUUAUCCCAAAAGAAAUGGAGUUAAUGGAUUGUUCAAUUGAUAUAAUUCCAAAAACUUAUUCAUUUAUUUUACCUAGUCAAUUUGAUCAAAUUGAUAAUCAUUCAAACAAAUCUGACAGUCAAGAAGAUAUCAUUUUUUCAAUAACAAAAAAUUUGAUAUUAAAAGACGAUGAGUUUAUUCCAAAAGCGUGCAUAAAAUUCACUGAUAAAAUUUAUAAAUUUAGAGUUUGGGGCUGUAUAUUUCGCAAAGACAUUGAAUCAAUGUGCAGUCAUACUGAUCACAAUUAUUCAUGUCAAUCUUGCAUAAAUGCUGAUGGAUGUAAUUUAUAA
Messenger RNA from Aphidius gifuensis, 497 nucleotides. RefSeq lists its product as uncharacterized. Bases 69 to 497 code for a protein of 142 amino acids. The transcript has 3 exons. The record is from RefSeq and is a predicted model, not a curated record. NCBI's taxonomy places the organism in Eukaryota, Metazoa, Arthropoda, Insecta, Hymenoptera, Braconidae.